Messenger RNA from Porites evermanni, 1599 nucleotides. The record is from the annotation of a GenBank genome assembly. Lineage: Eukaryota; Metazoa; Cnidaria; Anthozoa; Scleractinia; Poritidae.
AUGGCCGACAGGCAUUUAUUUUCACAUCAAGAUAAAGACAAUCAAAGUGUGAGAGCUGCCUCUCAUUCUUCAAUCACUGACCAUUACAAUCCUUGGGUUGAUGAAACAGAAGAAAUAAGCAAGCGUUAUAAUUACCCCUGGGAAAGAGAGCCUACUACCAUGCGUGCAACGAAUUUUUCGAACCUUAAUGGCAGUCAAACCCAAAACAUAACCGCAAAGGACCCUUUGGCUCCGAUCUCGAACGGCACAGAGUUCGCAGAAGGAUUUGAUCGACUUGCUAUCAUUCAACUCAUGUGCUUUCCCAUCAUUUCGUUUGCAGGCCUGAUAGGAAACGUGUUAAUAUGCUUUGCUGUUUUCAAAAGAAGGCGUCUUCGUAUCACCGAUGUUUUCAUUCUUAACUUAGCUGCCACUGAUUUGGGUACGUGCGUAGUCAGCGUACCUUUUGACUUUAUUGAGAUUCUAGCCAAGCAAUGGCCAUUUGGAACCGUCCUCUGCAAAACCGUGUACCCAUUACAAACUAUCCUAAUGGCGGUGUCUGUUUAUACCUUGCUCUUCAUGAGCUGGGAGAGGCAUCGCUCUGUGAUGCCUCCGUUAAAACCAAAACUGAAGGCCAAGCGUGCGUUUGCAAUCAUUCUCAUGCUGUGGAUCGCGUGUGUUAGUCUGGUUGGACCUUUCAUAGCCAUCCUCAGGGUCGAGAUUGAGGACGGAAAAGCAAAGUGCACGGAGAAGUGGCCGGGAGAAUACCACCCCAAAGUGUUUACCCUUGCAGUUUUCAUAGUGUUGUAUGUGCUUCCGUUGUUCGUGAUCACUGCGAGCUACAUCAAGAUCAGUCAGAAACUCUUAAGGGACAUACAAAGAAUGAGAAAGGCAAUUGGCGGCGACAAAAAGGGCAACGUCAAAAAGCCAUUGACUCAAGCGAGGGCCCACAGAAAUAUGAGGAUUGUCAAGAUUUUUGUGAUUGUUGUGAUCGUGUUUUCUCUGUGUAUGCUCCCUAAUCACGUUAUGUGGAUAUGGCAUGACUUUGGAUCAGGACAAUAUUAUCAGUACUUUGAUACUAUCAUUGUUUUUUGCUAUAUUUUGGUGUACUCCAAUUCCGCGAUCAAUCCUUUUAUCUUCGUAUUUCUUCACCGGCGUUAUUGCAAAGACAUUUUCCGUAAUCCCUGUGACGGGUUUAAAGCACUCGUUUCAUGCGUCAGGAUUGCGGAACGAGAAGAAAAUAGCGAUAAAACCCGCAAACAGACCAAACCUUACCGGGAAAAAACGCGCCGCAAAAAGAAACGGGCACCAAAUACAAAACAAGGUGGUUUUUCACCACAUAAACAUUACACGAUGAGAAGAGAGUUCUGGAACAAUUACUGGCGCCAGGAAUUAAUUCCAAAGUUCGAAGCGAGAAACUUCGACCGCGCGCUUUGUUCCGAAAAUGCACCCAAAAUGUUUCACCUUAUUGAAGAACACGAAAAGGAUAUCGAUCAGAAGAAUGAUGAUCGUGUUAAUGUUUUGCCGCAGGCCACGAGAAAAGUGAGAGUUAACUUUGGUGAAGUCGUUCACAUCGCGGAUGAACGGUUAAUUUUGCAAGGUGAGAGAGAAUCGGUUAUGUGA